CUGCCCACCUGUGGAAGAAACCGCCCUGACUGAUGCGCCAUCGACUUUUUCCCCUCGACCUCGCCAGCGUCCCCUCCCACAGAUUCAGCAUCACCCAGUGAAUGUACAUUAGGGUGGUUCCCCCCUACCACCACCAGCUUCGGGCUUUGUUUGUGUUUGAUUGUGUUUGGCUCUUCGCUAAGCUGAUUUAUGCAGCAGAAGCCCCACCGGCUGAAGAGAAACAAAAGCUCUUUUCUUUGUCCCAGAGCAGGCUGCGGAGCCCUUGCGGAGACCUCUCUCCAGUAGCCGCCGGGGCCCUUGGCAGUCGAAGGAGGUGCUUCUCGCGGAGAGCCUGGGACCCGCUGUGCCGAGCCAGGAGGGCCGCGAGGGCCCUGAGAUGACGAGCGGUGCCCGGGCCCGCUUACCUGCUUCGCUUGCUCCGAGCCGCGGGGUCCGCCUGCUGGGCCUGCGGGAAACGUCCCAGAGACUCUCGGCCCCCGAGGUGCGCUCGUGAGGCGCGAGCACGCGACCGGAAAGCAGCCAGGCGGCGGGCGCGAGGCGGGCUGUUUUACAUUAUGUGCCGCUCGGCCCUGGCUUUUUUUACCGCUGCUCUUGCCUGCCUGCAAAACGACCGGCGAGGUCCUGCCUCGUUCCUCUGGGCAGCCUGGGUGUUUUCACUUGUUCUUGGACUGGGCCAAGGUGACAAUAGAUGUGCAUCUUCAAAUGCAGCAUCCUGUGCCAGGUGCCUUGCACUGGGUCCAGACUGUGGAUGGUGUGUUCAAGAGGAUUUCAUUUCAGAUGGAUCAAGAAGUGAACGUUGUGAUAUUGUUUCCAAUUUAAUAAGCAAAGGCUGCUCAGUUGAUUCAAUAGAAUACCCACCUGUGCAUGUAACAAUACCCACUGAAAAUGAAAUUAAUACCCAGGUGACACCAGGAGAAGUGUCUAUCCAGCUGCGUCCAGGAGCUGAAGCUAAUUUUAUGCUGAAAAUUCAUCCUCUGAAGAAAUAUCCUGUGGAUCUUUAUUAUCUGGUUGAUGUCUCAGCAUCAAUGCACAAUAAUAUAGAAAAAUUAAAUUAUAUUGGAAAAGAUUUAUCUAGAAAAAUGCAAUUUUUCACCACUGACUUUCGUAUUGGAUUUGGCUCGUACGUUGAUAAAACAGUUUCACCAUACAUUAGUAUCCACCCUGAAAGGAUUCAUAAUCAAUGCAGUGACUACAAUUUAGACUGUAUGCCUCCACAUGGAUACAUUCAUGUGCUGUCUUUGACAGAGAACAUCACUGACUUUGAGAAAGCAGUUCACAGACAGAAGAUCUCUGGAAACAUAGAUACACCAGAAGGAAGUUUUGAUGCCAUGCUUCAGGCAGCAGUCUGUGAAAGUCAUAUUGGAUGGCGAAAAGAAGCUAAAAGAUUGCUGCUGGUGAUGACAGACCAGACAUCUCAUCUUGCUCUUGAUAGCAAAUUGGCAGGCAUAGUGGUGCCCAAUGACGGAAACUGCCAUCUGAAAAACAAUGUCUACAUCAAAUCGACAACCAUGGAACAUCCCUCACUAGGCCAACUUUCAGAAAAAUUAAUAGACAACAACAUUAAUGUCAUUUUUGCAGUUCAAGGACAACAAUUUUAUUGGUAUAAGGAUCUUCUACCCCUCUUGCCGGGCACCGUUGCUGGUGAAAUAGAAGCAAAGUCUGCAAACCUCAAUAAUUUGGUAGUGGAAGCCUAUAAGAAACUCAUUUCAGAAGUGAAAGUUCAGGUGGAAAACCAGGUACAAGGCGUCUAUUUUAACGUUACCGCCAUCUGUCCAGAUGGGUCCAGAAAGCCAGGCAUGGAUGGAUGCAGAAAUGUGACAAGCAAUGAUGAAGUUCUUUUCAAUGUAACAGUUACAAUGAAAAAAUGUGAUGUCACAGGAGGAAAAAGCUAUGCAAUAAUCAAACCUAUUGGUUUUAAUGAAACCACUAAAAUUCAUAUACACAGAAACUGCAGUUGUCAGUGUGAGGACAACAGAGAACCUAAAGGAAAGUGUGUAGAUGAAACUCUUCUGGAUUCCAAGUGUUUCCAGUGUGAUGAGAAUAAAUGCCAUUUUGAUGAAGAUCAGUUUUCUUCUGAGAGUUGCAAGUCACACGAGGAUCAACCUGUUUGCAGUGGUCGCGGAGUUUGUGUUUGUGGGGAAUGUUUAUGUGACAAAAUUAAGCUUGGAAAAGUGUAUGGAAAAUACUGUGAAAAGGAUGACUUUUCUUGCCCAUAUCAUCAUGGAAAUCUGUGUGCUGGGCAUGGAGAGUGUGAAGGAGGCAGAUGUCAAUGCUUCAGUGGCUGGGAAGGAGAUCGGUGCCAGUGCCCUUCAGCAUCAGCCCAGCACUGUGUCAAUUCACAGGGCCAAGUGUGCAGCGGAAGAGGCACGUGUGUGUGUGGAAGGUGUGAGUGCACCGAUCCCAGGAGCAUCGGCCGCUUCUGUGAACACUGCCCCACCUGUCAUGAGGCCUGCAAGGAAAACUGGAAUUGUGUGCAAUGCCCUCACUCUCACAAUUUGUCUCAGGCUAUACUUGAUCAGUGCAAAACCUCAUGUGCUCUCAUGGAACAACAACAGGAUUUUGUUGACCAAACAUCAGAAUGUUUCUCCAGCCCAAGCUACUUGAGAAUAUUUUUCAUCAUUUUCAUAGUUACAUUCCUGAUCGGGUUGCUUAAAGUCCUUAUCAUUAGACAAGUGAUACUGCAAUGGAAUAGCAAUAAAACGAAGUCCUCAUCAGAUUACAGAGUGUCAGCCUCAAAAAAGGAUAAGUUGAUCCUGCAAGGUGUCUGCACAAGAGCAGUAACCUACCGACGUGAGAAGCCUGAAGAAAUAAAAAUGGAUAUGAGCAAAUUAAAUGCUCAUGAAACUUUCAGGUGCAACUUCUAAAAAACAAUUUUUAAAUACUUAACGGGAAACUGGAAUUUUUAAUAAUUGCUCCUAAAGAUUAUAAUUCUAAAAGUCACAGGAGGAGACAAAUUGCUCACGGUCACGCCAGUUGCUGGUUGUACACUCGAACAAAGACUGAUAAGCAUCCUCAUCAUCGUGUGACUCACAUGGCUGCUGAGUUUUUCAGAGAAAUAUGUGUCUUACUACUGUUGGAGACUAGUGUCAUAGUAGCACUUUACUGUAACAUAUAACUUAUUUAGAUCAGCAUAGAAUGUAGAUCAUCUGAAGAGCACUGAUUACACUUUACAGGUACCUGCUGUCCUAUACUUCCCAGAGAGACCUGCUGUGAGAGAGUUUAGCAUUGUGUCACUACAAAGGUACAGUAAUCCCUGCACUGCACACGUGAGGGAAAAAUAAUCUGGCAAGUAUAUUCUAAGGUUGCCAAACACUUCAACAGUUGGUGGUUGAAUAGACAAGAACAGCUAGAUGAAUAAAUAAUUCAUGUUUCACUCUUUCAAAUGGUGAACAGAUAAAACCUUAAUCUUAAGAGAUUACUGCUUUUUAAAGUGUGUAGUUUUAGGCAUGUGUGUUUAUGGUUUGCUUCUUUUUACAAGAUAGAUACUAAUUCCAGCAUUCUCUCCUCUUUGCCUUUGUUUUGUUUUUCCUCCUUACAGGAUAAGUUUAUAUAUGUCAGAGAUGACUGGAUUAAUUAAGUGCUAAGUUACUACUGUCAUAAAAAACUAAUAAUACAAUGUCACUUUAUUAGAAUACUGGUUUUAAAAGCUGAAUGUUAAUAGGGAACAUAUUAAGUAUCAUCAAAACCUGAAUAGCUUCAUUGUGCACAGGUGUGGAGUUUUGUAUCCUCUUACCUGGUAAACUGAAGGGAUUGGCCAUUGCAUUUGUCUGAUCAUUCAUUCACAAGAUAUUUAGAAACUCUGCCUCAAGCAAAGUACCACAUUUUGAAUGUUUUCUUGGAUUUUGACUCAAGCAGAUAUCACCAUUUUCAAAUAUAAAGCUAUGUUAUCUUUUCCCUUCAAUGCAGCCUAAGGAUGUUCUUUUCCUGAAUCACUCCAACCCUUCUUGCCAGAAUUUAUA
Molecule: messenger RNA, 3959 nt
Organism: Cebus imitator (Panamanian white-faced capuchin)
Lineage: Eukaryota; Metazoa; Chordata; Mammalia; Primates; Cebidae
Gene: ITGB8
Product: integrin subunit beta 8
Exons: 14
Coding region: 555-2864 (769 amino acids)
Biological process (GO): cell migration; integrin-mediated signaling pathway; cell adhesion mediated by integrin
Cellular component (GO): cell surface; integrin complex; focal adhesion
Molecular function (GO): integrin binding
Source: RefSeq, a predicted model, not a curated record